Molecule: messenger RNA, 596 nt
Organism: Cinclus cinclus
Lineage: Eukaryota; Metazoa; Chordata; Aves; Passeriformes; Cinclidae
Gene: SNX24
Product: sorting nexin 24
Exons: 7
Coding region: 1-513 (170 amino acids)
Molecular function (GO): phosphatidylinositol phosphate binding
Source: RefSeq, a predicted model, not a curated record
AUGGAGGUGUUCAUCCCGUCCUUCCGAUAUGAGGAGAGCGAGCUGGAGCGGGGAUACACGGUCUUUAAAAUAGAAGUGCUGAUGAAUGGAAGGAAACAUUUUGUGGAGAAGAGGUAUAGUGAAUUCCAUGCACUUCAUAAAAAGCUCAAGAAGUUCAUAAGAACACCAGAGAUCCCUUCAAAGCACGUGAGAAACUGGGUCCCCAAGGUCCUGGAGCAGCGACGACAAGGCUUGGAGUUAUACUUGCAGACAGUCAUUUUAGAAAACGAAGAGCUCCCUAAGAUAUUUCUCGAUUUUCUGAAUGUUCGUCAUGUACCUACCUUGCCAAAAGCAGAAAGCUGUGGCUCUUUUGAUGAAACAGAAUCUGAAGAAUCAAGCAAACUGUCCCACCAGCCUGUGCUGCUGUUCCUAAGGGAUCCAUAUGUCUUGCCUAAAGCCAACGAUGAUUUUCCAAAUGUAGUUAUAGACGGCAUUCUACGUGGAAUAUUUUAUCCUCAUUUACUGCCCAGGUAGAAGUAAUACAAGACAAGAAGCUGAAGCAAGUCUCUGAGUCAUGGUUAAUAGAAUUAACAGGAAUAAAAUUCUGUGAUGUGAAA